CGCGAGCUUAUCGCAUAUGUUAAUCACGUACAUAUAAAUGCAUGUGUGAUAAAAAAUGAUAUUUACUACAAUUGUAAUUUACAUAUCGGUCAUUCUUUACUGCGGCCUCGACGUUGCCGACACGAGGCGCAAAGCGAACUAUGAAAGUAAACUGUCAAAAUGGAUUCCAGGUUAUGUUGGUCUCCCGUACCACGGAGCCUUCGAUGGAGGUGCUGCAGUUAGACAGGAAAUCGACGUCGCGACACUCCUGCUUGACGAUCCCGCCCACCGCCAUGGAGCUCACUUCCAGGAUCGCCGAGUCCUCGGGACCUUUCCCGCCUCCCAGAUUCUCCACCUCCGACGUUUCCGACGAGGUCAUCAUUUUUUUUCGCGACACUCGGACAACACGCCAGGUGAUCACUUACACCACCCACCCUCGAGACAUAUGCGCGCAGAUCCUGAUGCGCGAACAAGGUGGCCGAUGAGGGGGAAUGCGCUUGAUUAUAAAGGAGAGUUGGGGGGUCUCGAACUCGAUCGAUCCGCUCCUGCAAUCGAUAUAUAUCGAUCAUCGAUUAUUAUCGAUUCAAAAUUCUGCGCCAACUUCAUUGUACUUAUCGGACCGACUCACAUUUUUUGAGUAAAGUGCAAUAUGUACAAUAAUAUAUUUCAAUGGAUUCAGAUUUUAUGCCGACACAACGCGUUCAACAAUGACAGACGACGUUGGACGUAAAAAUAAUCGACGAACGAUCGGCGAUUGUCAUCGUCAAGGGAUCGUCUCGCGCGAGUCUCGCGGUUACGGAAGAUAUUUUCGCGGAUAUCCCGUGGAAACGGUAUCUCUGGAAACCGGCGACUCGAAGAAUUUCCCGCGGAUUCGACGAUUCGAAAGCGCCAACAGAAAAAAGGAACGCAGCCGAGCGCGAAAACUCAAGCGCCGAUCUUUUCCUGCGGAAAAUUUCUUCCUGUCAACAAAGAUGGUGGAUGAAUAUUGGUCGGACAUGCCUUAUUAUUUUCUCAGGAAUCGACCGUUGUUCUACUCAUCUCUCCAGCAGCGGGGAGAUAGUAGCGGUGGUGGUGAUUCAGUGGGUGUAGAGAGAGGUGAAGGAGUGAUUGCCAUGACUACGACAGGAGCCCAGUAUGCCCUCGCAGCAGCAUCCACCGGAGCUAAUAACAGUGGGGGUAGCUCCACAACGGUAGGGGUGGAAUCUAAGCCAAGCGUGGUUGUCGUGACUACUACUUCCAGUUCCAGUGGCGGUGGUAACGGAGCACAGACUCAGUCUGCCAGAGGCCAGCAACUCAUCACUGUUGUAACAAGUCCUGAUCCUUCCAGUCCAAAUAAUCUACAGCCUAUCCAGUUAUUGGUGCAGGAUCCACUUGAAACAGCAGCAGAUUCUUCCAACGGCUCUACAGGUACACCGGCACAUGUUACAGCACAAGUAGUAGUCAAUACUACUCAUUCAGGCCAACAUACUCUAGUGGAUUCUGACGCUGCUUCUACAUCAGCUGGUACUAUUGUCAGUGGUUCCCCGCAUUACAUAACAGUUACAGGCACGAGUGAUUCACCAUCCUACGCGUCCCUCACAACGGCUGUAGUGUCCGGUGACGCAGAGGCGGUGGGGUCCGAGUCAGUUUCUCAUCCAACCUAUGUUCAAUAUGUUGAGGGGGAUGGUUCCACGUAUAUACCGGCGAAUGGCCAGAUGACAUAUCCUGUUUAUGCUGUUGGCGAGGCAGGAGCAAUGUAUACCCCAGCUUCAAGUCAAUACUAUACUCCAGCAAGCACACCAGUAACAUAUGCACAAGUCACAGGACAAGGCUCGAACUCAGCUACCGGACAGUUAUUAUCACAGGGCAAUGGCACAUACUUGAUCCAACAGAGUGUAGUAGAUGGAGAUCCGACUGCUCACGCGCUUAUAUCUGCGGCCGCUGCUCGUGCUAGUCCGCAAACGGAAACGGCGGAUGCAGUGGUUAGCGGGAGUGGCGGGGCAUACUUGAUCAGCGGUAAUUCUGGAGGUACCACUGUCACCGUGGAAGAGGCAGCGGCUGCGGCCGCAAAUAUGACGCAUGCCACUAGAGUUUCUCAGGCCACUGUGCAUUGGUUGCUGGAAAAUUAUGAAACUGCUGAUGGAGUGUCCCUUCCAAGAUCAACUCUCUACAAUCACUAUUUACGCCAUUGUUCUGACAACAAAUUAGAUCCUGUGAAUGCAGCCAGCUUCGGGAAAUUGAUACGUUCUGUAUUCUUAGGAUUGAGAACUAGACGUUUAGGAACAAGAGGAAACUCCAAAUAUCAUUAUUAUGGAAUUCGCGUGAAACCAAGCUCGCCUCUACUUAUAUUGAACGAAGAUGGCACAUCGAGACAACAGCAGAGUGCGAACUCUCAAGCCAAACGAUUCAAAUUCAAUCAAAAGCAGGAGUCAUCCUAUAACGAAAAUAAUGCGCACGCAAACACGAAUAUCUCGUCGAACUCUUCGCCGCCGCAGUAUCAUCAGUAUCUCGGUGAAGCGAGUGGCGCCAUUCCCGAUUUUCCGGAAAUCUUUAUCAGUCACGAUUCUUCUUUGCCCGAAGAUUGCACCUACGAGGAUAUUGAUACGUUCCGCAGUAUAUAUAGAGAGCAUUGCGAGGCGUUUUUGGACGCGGUGCUGAAUUUUGAAUUUGCCACAGUGGAGAGUCUUUGGCGAGAAUUUUGGCGCAGUCAAGACAACAAUAAUGGUGACGAAUGCGAAGAGGAAAAAUAUUUAUCAAAAACCAAACUAUAUCAGAUGUGUAAAUACCCAGGAGUACAAGAUUUUAUCAAAAAAGUGGACUAUACAUUCUAUCAGAAUCUAGUCGAAGUAUUAAUGCCUAAUGUAUUACGACCGAUACCAAGUUCGUUGACACAGUCUAUUCGAAACUUUGCGAAAGGAUUGGAAUCUUGGUUGCAGUCAGCAAUGGUCGGCUGUCCUGAAGGAAUGAUGGAAAUAAAGUUAACUGCAGUGUCAGCUUUUGCUCAAACUUUAAGGCGCUAUACAUCAUUAAAUCAUCUUGCGCAAGCCGCGCGCGCGGUGCUUCAAAAUCCUAGUCAAAUCAAUCAAAUGUUAACUGAUCUGAAUCGUGUCGACUUUCAUAAUGUACAAGAGCAAGCAUCUUGGGUAUGUCAAUGUGAUUACGGAAUGGUACAACGUUUGGAAGAGGAUUUUAAAUCAACAUUACGACAACAAAAUUCACUAGAAGAUUGGGCGAUCUGGUUGAAAGGGGUUGUCACACAAGUCCUUAAACCAUUUGAGGAGAAGCCAACAUUUGCUAAAGCUGCACGUCAAUUUUUGCUCAAGUGGUCAUUUUAUAGCUCGAUGGUUAUCCGGGAUCUUACUUUGAGAAGCGCUGCGAGUUUCGGAUCUUUCCAUCUUAUUAGAUUACUUUACGAUGAGUAUAUGUUUUAUUUAAUAGAACAUCAAGUCGCUAUCGCAACUGGGACUACGCCAAUAGCUGUAAUGGGAGAUAAAAGUCAAAAUUGUUCUUUAGUUAAUAGCUUUGGGACAACAUCUAACGGAGAUACGUCUAAUUCGACCGAACCUAAACAUAAGCUAAGCUAACUGUGCCUUUAGUUUUGUGAGUAAACCGGUAUAGCACACACGAAAAUGCGAAAAUAUUAGCACGAAAGCAUUGCAGGCCUACUUACAAGAACAUACUAGUCUCGUAAAUUAUUAUUUUGUAUAACGUAAAUUAUAUGAUUAUAUAAGAAGAGGAUUUUUGCAUAAUACCCAUGAUGUAUACAAUUUAAGUAAGUCAGUGUGAUAUAAGAUACAUAGAGAAGAGAGGUAUUGUAUCGUGAGAAAAGCCUUGUCUCAUAUACAGGUAUGGCGCAGGUUUAAGCUAUCGCUGGCACGAUGUUAGUAUAUAUCGCGAAUCUAGUCGAAACAUCUUUGGAAAAAAUGGGAUAGUAUACGGGACCAUGAAUUUAUCAUGUCCUCAUAGAACAUGUACGAAAAGCCCACUCGAUCAUGUUUUCCUGAAUUAUUCAAUGCAUUUACUAAAAAUAUAAUUUUUUUAUGUUUCUAUAUAUUAAUAUAAUUUAUAA
Molecule: messenger RNA, 4027 nt
Organism: Nylanderia fulva
Lineage: Eukaryota; Metazoa; Arthropoda; Insecta; Hymenoptera; Formicidae
Gene: Rfx
Product: regulatory transcription factor Rfx
Biological process (GO): regulation of transcription by RNA polymerase II
Molecular function (GO): RNA polymerase II cis-regulatory region sequence-specific DNA binding; DNA-binding transcription factor activity, RNA polymerase II-specific
Source: RefSeq, a predicted model, not a curated record